CUCACCUGGCCUGGCUCGGCUCGGCCCAACCCAGCCCAGCCCGCCCCCCAUCACGUACCUGUCUCGCCCCACAUCAGUCACCUGGCCGCCCCUGGCCCGCUUCGCCCCCCAUCACGUACCUGGCCCGGCUCGGCUCGGCCCAGCCCAGCCCGCCCCCCAUCACGUACCUGUCUCGCCCCACAUCAGUAACCUGGCCGCCCCCGGCCCGCUCCACCCCCCAUCACGUACCUGGCCCGGCUCGGCUCGGCCCAGCCCAGCCCGCCCCCCAUCACGUACCUGUCUCGCCCCACAUCAGUCACCUGGCCGCCCCCGGCCCGCUUCGCCCCCCAUCACGUACCUGGCCCGGCUCGGCUCGGCCCAGCCCAGCCCGCCCCCCAUCACUCACCUGGCUCGGCCGAGCCUGUCCCGCCCCACAUCAGUCACCUGGCCGCCCCCGGCCCGCUUCGCCCCCCAUCACGUACCUGGCCCGGCUCGGCUCGGCCCAGCCCAGCCCGCCCCCCAUCACUCACCUGGCUCGGCCGAGCCUGUCCCGCCCCACAUCAGUCACCUGGCCGCCCCCGGCCCGCUUCGCCCCCCAUCACGUACCUGGCCCGGCUCGGCUCGGCCCAGCCCAGCCCGCCCCCCAUCACGCACCUGGCCCGGCCCAGCCUGUCCCGCCCCAUCCCUCACCUGGCCCGCUCCAGCCCCCCCGGCGAACCCGGCCUGGCGGCCCCACGUGCAGCAGCCCUGCGCCGGCGGCUGCUCCGUUGCAAACGGCCCGACUGGAAGCAGGAGCCGGAGAGCCGCUUUCUCCCCUCCCCGGCGCUGCGCGGAGCCGGAACCCGCAGCGCAGAGCGUGUUUCUGGCGGGGAGGCCUCGGAGGAGACGCUGGGAGCCGGGCGGGGCUGUGGGCCGGAGCCAUGAGCCGUUAUCAGAGGUUGGUGAGCGCUUCCCUUCAGUGCCAAAGGUUCCACACUGCUGCAGGAUAUCUAAAGAGCAAAACUGGGGCAGAGCACCGCUGGCUGGAGCGGCAUCUUAAGGAUCCAUUUGUGAGGGCAACAAAACAGCAUAAUUAUCGUUGCCGGAGUGCUUUCAAACUGCUGGAGAUAGAUGACAAAUAUAAGAUUCUUCGUCCAGGGCUCUCUGUGAUAGACUGUGGGGCAGCUCCUGGAGCUUGGAGUCAGGUUGCUGUACAGCGAGUCAAUGCUUUGGGCACUGAUCCUAAUGCCCCUGUUGGUUUUGUCCUCGGAGUUGACCUUCUUCAUAUUUCCCCUCUGGAAGGAGCAGUCUUCCUUUCCAAUGCUGAUAUUACAGAUCCAGUCAUGCUUAAGAAGAUCCAGGAGCUCCUUCCUACAGAGAGGGCAGACGUUAUCUUGAGCGACAUGGCACCUAAUGCUACAGGGAUCCGAGAGCUAGAUCAUCAGAAGUUGAUUAACUUGUGCUUGACCCUUUUGGAUCUGUCCCAAAGCAUCUUGCGGCCAAGGGGAACCAUCCUUUGUAAAUUCUGGGAUGGACGGGAAGCCCAUCUUCUCCAAAACAGACUAAUGGAGCGCUUCAAGGAUGUGAGAACUAUAAAGCCUCAGUCCAGCCGGAAAGAGUCAGCAGAGAUCUAUUACUUGGCAAAACUGUACAAUGAUGGAGUGAAACAUCAGAAACCCUGAUUGUGUCUGGCCUUACUGCAGUGGUUGUCAGUCACUGACUGGAUACUUUGAUUUGGAGUGUUUAAAAAAAAAAAAAAAAAAAUCCCACCAUUGAGACUCUGAAAUUGAAUUGCUUUAUGGUUAAGCCUAAUUUGGUGAAAUCUGUCAUUUAUAUAACACUAUAGGUGUCCGUCAUGCUUUACAGAUACAAAAUAAAACAAGGUUGUUGUCCCACUGAGUUUAUAGUCUAACUCCCCAUCUGGGAAGAAAGCUCUUGGAAAUGAUAUAAAACCUGGCUGUGGGGGAUGGAAACAAAAAUAAAACACUAGUUAUUGAUUUGUUUACAGGUGUAUGUUUAUUUCAAAUUGCUACUCUGUGACUCUAGUCACGCUUUGAACAAAACGUAAGGUGGUUGUAAUAAUGAGAGUGAAGAGAAGGGAUCUAGGAGUCAGUUUUACUUCCUCUGCAUUUUUUCCUAAUUUAGUGCAAUUUAUUAGUGCACUCUUUACCAAAUAACCAUAUGGGCUGAAAAUUUCCAUGCCAGACG
Dermochelys coriacea (leatherback sea turtle) is the source of this 2166-nucleotide messenger RNA. It is a transcript of the gene MRM2, whose product is annotated as mitochondrial rRNA methyltransferase 2. The coding region runs from base 900 to 1640 and encodes 246 amino acids. Gene Ontology annotation, biological process: RNA methylation. The transcript is spliced from 3 exons. Gene Ontology annotation, molecular function: rRNA (uridine-2'-O-ribose)-methyltransferase activity. The record is from RefSeq and is a predicted model, not a curated record. Gene Ontology annotation, cellular component: mitochondrion. Lineage: Eukaryota; Metazoa; Chordata; Testudines; Dermochelyidae.